Anolis carolinensis (green anole) is the source of this 3238-nucleotide messenger RNA. It is a transcript of the gene marchf7, whose product is annotated as membrane associated ring-CH-type finger 7. Gene Ontology annotation, cellular component: nucleus. The transcript has 10 exons. Gene Ontology annotation, biological process: protein autoubiquitination. The record is from RefSeq and is a predicted model, not a curated record. Lineage: Eukaryota; Metazoa; Chordata; Lepidosauria; Squamata; Anolidae. Bases 225 to 2495 code for a protein of 756 amino acids. Gene Ontology annotation, molecular function: ubiquitin binding; ubiquitin conjugating enzyme binding; zinc ion binding.
AGGAAGAGCCAGAGGCAGUUCUCGCGAGACUUGUCGGGCGAGAGCUGGGCGGUGAUUGGCAGGCGGCGCUGGGGAGGCUCCCGUCUCUGCCUCAGCUUUCUCGGGCGACACCGCCGCCAUUGUCAGUUUCGCGAGCAGCUGGAGAGGAAGCGGAGGAGGAGGAGGAGCAGGAGGGAGAAGCAGACGCCGAAGAGCGGUCGCGGCGGCCCAGCAGUAUACAGAAAAUGGACUCAAAGCCCUCAAGAAUUCCACGAAGGGUAUCCGUUCAGACAUCCAGUUCUCGAAGUGCUAGGACAGGAUCUGGAAGUGGAGGAACUAAUUUAACUGACUCAUAUCGUACAAGAGAUUCUCCAUUGAGAUCGGAAUCUGGAUGCCAGGAAUCUAGCCGGUUGCAUAGUUCCAGUAGAGACUGGACAAUUGGAGAAAGAGAAGCAUAUGAAAGCCCAUGGAAGCUUCCAACUUCAUCUUCUGCUCACUACUCAGGAACAAUUGAUCGUCCCUGGUCUGGAAGAUUUUUGGGAAGCAGAAAUAGAUUGGUAAGAACUUCUGCAUCAUCAUCUUCGCCUCUUACAUCUUCUUGGUUUGGUGACUCUGAAAGAACUCAGGGAGCAUAUUCUUCAAGACUGCAUAACCAGCAACAGGAUUCUGAUUCUAAGAGACCUAAACUUUCAUAUACAUCUACCUCUAGUGUGAGAAGUAAUGGUUUAAACACUGUUUCAGAUUCCCAUUGGAGGUACAGUGAAGUCCCCAGAUCGUCAUCUGUGGUACUUGGAUCAUUAGGAACUGAACUUGUGAGAGAAAGGAGAGAACUAGAAAGAACAGACCCAUCUGUUAGUAGGCUGGUGGACUGCCAUAGGAGUGGUGAUUUCCCAUCUUCAUCAUAUCUUCAGGAAAGAUCUGCUUCUUCAUAUGCACAGGGUGCAAGACCAAAAGAAAACUCUCUGGCCUCUUUGAGGCUGAACACAUCCAUGAACCGCCAGUUGCCUUCUGAACAUCAGUCGUCAUUACUCUCUAGAGAACAUAGCUGGAAUUCAAGAGCUAACUAUGUUCCAAGAGAGUUGGGCUCUUCUGAAAGGAAUAUACAGUCAGAGAUCGUCCAUAGUGCCAUGCGAAGCGGAAACAAUUCGUUGAGCAGUUCUGAAAGAGUUAUGCCAUCACAAAGGUCAUUAAGUGAACCCCCUACAGAUACCGAAGGAAGGCGUUCAACAAGGCAGUUAUUGUCGCGUUUAGCCUCUAGCAUGUCCUCCACAUUUUUCUCCAGAAGAUCUAGCCAAGAUUCGUUGACAUCUAGACCUGAAGAUUCAACUAGUUCAAGAACCCAAACCUCUACCCAGGCAAGUGCUGCCAACACAGCUACAGGUUCUUCUGAAAGUACAGAAGUUCAGGCUCCUGAUGCCUCUCAGGGAUUUAGCUUUCUUCGGCGACGAUGGGGCCUGUCGAGUGUUACACCAAGCUCACAUGCUGAUUCAGAAACUGAAAGUUACAGGCAUGAGUCCGAAAGUAGAAAUUCUGGUUCCUGGCUAUCAUCUUCUCUCAGGAACAGGUGUACACCAUUGUUUUCGAGGAGAAGAAGAGAAGGGAGAGAUGAAACUGCAAGAACCUCUACCUCUGAAGCACCUCCUAGAUCUUUGCAUCUUUUUAGGAGAAGAGAGUCCAGUGGGGAGGCAUCUCUUGAAGCACAAAGUGAAUCCAUAAGGCCCACUACAAGGCCUCCGACACCUGCAGUUCCUAGUAGUGCUUCGUCUGUUGCCUCUGGGCCAGAUUCAGUGCAUGGUAGAAGGAAUUCAGGAAUAUCAGGAAUGUUUCCUGGGUCUCUUUUCCGGUUUGCAAUGCCCCCAACACUGGGAAACAACUUGUCUGACAAUGUUAUGAUAACAGUAGAUAUAAUUCCUUCAGGCUGGAAUCAGCCUGAUGGGCAGGAUAAUGAUAAGUCAAAAGUACCACCUUCAAGAGAUCCUGAACGGCUUCAGAAAAUUAAAGAGAGUCUUCUUUCAGAGGACUCAGAAGAGGAGGAAGGAGACUUGUGUAGAAUUUGUCAGAUGUCAUCUACUUCUCCUACUAACCUCUUAAUAGAGCCAUGCAAAUGUACCGGAAGUCUGAAGUAUGUUCACCAGGAGUGUAUGAAGAAGUGGCUACAGUCCAAGAUUAACUCAGGUUCCUCAUUGGAAGCCGUAACUACUUGUGAAUUGUGCAAAGAUAAACUGCACCUCAAUCUUGACGAUUUUGAUAUCCAAGAGCUUCAUAGAGCACAUGCAAAUGAACAAGCAGACUAUGAAUUUAUCAGUUCUGGGCUUUACCUUGUAGUGUUGUUACACUUGUGUGAACAGCGCUUUUCAGAUAUGCUGGGAACUACAAGUGAGGCUAACACACGUGUCCGGCAGCCUCAGAUGAUGAUUCUGAAGAUGAUGUCGGGAGAACACUUGAUACUGCAUAAUUGCAAAAGCAAGGCCUGGAUGCUCAACAGACAUAAGUACCAUCAGUAUACAUUUUCUUAGUAAAACACAUUGAAUACUUUUAGAUUUCUGAAGCAUUGUUGAGUUGAAAAAUCUGUUUCAACCUGGUAUUCAAAGACUUGAACAUUCAGUCUGCAAGAGUUUCUCCUUUGAGAUUAUGACAUGUAUGCCUUCUUCUAAAAUAUCCGAUUUUUAUGUGUAAGGAAAAUGUCUUUUGUAUAAACUUCUUACAGUAAUCAGCUGAAGUUCUGGGAAACAUUUCUCAAGUUUUGCUCUUCUGUUGGCUAAGUGGCAACAUUAAGUGGGUUCUCAAGUCAAAGUCACAGGGAAGGGAUCAUUCUGUAUUCGCUUUUCAUUUAAAAAUAAUUUUGGGAAGUCUCAUCAUUUUGCUUCCAGUGUUACUAACCGAGAUUGAAUGGGGGAGUGAAUGGGUUCUGUGAAGUUAGUGUUAAGUUUCUAAGUUUUUUUUUUCUGUAAUGGCUAACUCAAAGCAAUAAACUUGCAAGGGGCUACUAAUACGCAUUAAUGAUGGCUUUUAUAAGUAUUGAUUUCAAAACUGCGGAUUAUAUUUGAUAAUAUUAUGUAGAUGUUCCAGGAAGUAAUUACAGCUGUAAACAUUGGCAUUUUGUAUUCCUGGAAGGAAUGAGAGUUAUGGUUCAGAAUCUUAACCAAAUUAUUUAUCUUAAUGAACCUUUUUUAGAACCCACAUUCAUUGCUGAAGCACUGGUCAUCAUUGUAUUUUCUAGUGUUGUCACCUGUUUGUUAAAUAAAAAUUGCAAUGCAUA